This is a messenger RNA of Manis javanica (Malayan pangolin), 3127 nucleotides long. The record is from RefSeq and is a predicted model, not a curated record. NCBI's taxonomy places the organism in Eukaryota, Metazoa, Chordata, Mammalia, Pholidota, Manidae.
UCCUGGCGCAGCCGAGGCGAAAGAGAUGGGAAUCCCUCCGCGACGUUCCCGGAGUGGCUGCCUUUGCUGGGGAAGUGCCACUGUCUUCGAGGAAACCGGAAGCCCGCAGUGACCCCUGGCGACCCGGUUUGUUUUCGGUCCGUUUCCAAACACCGGGGAAUCGAAACUCGACUGCCCCGGUGGGGGGGGCCUACGUAGCCUGUCUUCGGGGUGACUCACCUUGGCCGGGCUUGGCGCGGGAGCAGACCCGGGACGACCCCCCGCUGCUGUCGCAGCUGUCAUGGAUGCACUGGUAGAAGAUGAUAUCUGUAUUCUGAAUCAUGAAAAAGCCUAUAGGAGAGAUACAGUGACUCCAGUCUCAGUUUAUUCAGAUGAGUCUGUUGCUUCACAUUUUGCACUUGUUACUGCAUAUGAAGACAUCAAAAAACGACUUAAGGAUUCAGAAAAAGAGAAUUCUUUCUUAAAGAAAAGAAUAAGAUUUUUGGAAGAAAAGCUUGUAGGAACUCGAUUAGAUGAAGAAAUAAGUUCUGUGGGAAGAGAGCAAGUAAAUAAGGCCUACCAUGCAUAUCGAGAGGUUUGCAUUGAUAGAGAUAAUUUGAAGAGCAAGUUGGAUAAAAUGAAUAAAGACAACUCUGAAUCUUUGAAAGUACUGAACGAACAGCUACAAUCUAAAGAAGUAGAACUCCUCCAGCUAAGGACAGAGGUGGAAACUCAGCAGGUGAUAAGGAAUUUAAACCCAUCUUCAGCAAACUGGGAGGUAGAAAAAUUGAGCUGUGACCUGAAGAUCCAUGGUUUGGAACAAGAACUGGAACUGAUGAGGAAAGAAUGUAGCGAUCUCAGAAUAGAGCUACAAAAAGCCAAACAAACGGAUCCACCUCAGGAAGACAAUCUGAAGAGCAGAGAUCUCCACAGAUUAGAUAUUUCAAGUGACAAUAUGCAAAAUGCAUACUGGGAACUAAAGAGAGAAAUGUCUAAUUUACAUCUGGUGACUCAAGUCCAAGCUGAACUACUAAGGAAACUGAAAACCCCAUCUGCAAUCAAGAAAGCCUGCGCCCCAGGAGGAUGUGUGGAAGACCCUGGGAAAGACAGCAUGAAGCCACAGUGGACAAAUUUUACUGCAACACACAUAAGACAACCCCCUCUCUCACCAAAUGGCAAAACUCUUGGUCAUACCACAUCUUCCCCUCUACUGGGAGAGAGAAAGGUUUUAUCAGAGAAAGCAGUUAACCAGUUGUGGACAGAUAAUGAGCAAUCCAUUCUUCAUGAUGGUACAAACUUUCAGGAACACAACUCUUAUGGCAGAAAUUCUCUGGAAGACAAUUCCUGGGUAUUCCCAAGCCCUCCAAAAUCAAGUGAGACAGCAUUUGGGGAAACUAAAAAUAAAACUUUGCCUUUACCCAACCUGCCACCAUUGCAUUACUUGGAUCAACAUAAUCACAACUGCCUUUAUAAGAACUAAUUCUGAAGACAUACAUGGUCUGAUCAUGAGGUUGCUGUAUCUCCCUUCAGUAGUUCUUUUGAGAAAUUUAACAAAGUGGAUUCUGAUUAAACUUUUGCAGAGUUCUUCAGCAUACACACUUGCACAUACUGUACCAUAUUAUGUAGUUGAUUUUCCAGGAUGAAAGAGCACUCUCCAGCUCCAUAUUCUGGCUAAGAAUCAGAUAUAUGUUACUGAUUAAUAGAUAAGGUGUUUCAAAAAGAGUUCUACCUUUGAUGGUAAUUGUAAAUUUCUGUCAUAUAAAGAAUGGAGUUAAAAAUGUUUAGACAUGGUUUUAUAAAGCAUGUGCAGUACCUAAAUAUCCAUAAAAAUAAAGGAAGCCAUUAAUAUCAGAAAAAAAUCAUGAGUUGCUUUAAGUUUCAUAAAGGAGCAAACGACAAUGUGAAUUAAGUUUUAUUUGUUGACCUUAUAAUGCAUAAAGAUAUGAAAAGUACCAUAGAUUAAUAGUAUCUAGAUUAUUUCAUCUCUGUGAGCUGUUGUGUUUCUCAGUUUAAGAUUUAAAACUUUUUUAAUCACAAUGAUAAAAUUUAGACUUAACAAUUUGAAUUUUAAGACUUGAAAUAACCUGAUCAUUGAAGCUUACAUCAAUCAAGACCUAAUUGAAAAAAGUGAUGAAACAGUUGAAAAAUUAUGUGUGUGUGAAUAAACUUACAAUCCUAUACAUCAUCCAAUUAGAAAUAGGAAGAGCAUCACAAAGGAUUCCAUGUACUCUGUUCCUUCAGUGGUCCUAAAUGAAAAUUUAAAUGUAUGUGUAAUUAUAUGAAGUCGUUUUCUUCAAAGGGUCUAUGCCUACUUGUUAUAUAGAACAGUUUAUAAGUUAAGACUUUUGAAAUGUAACAUUUUAUUCAUUGAGUGAUUUUUAAUAAACUGAAUUAGGAAUUUUACUUCUAAAAACCAAGUUCUAUACUGUAUUGCUACAGUACAAUCAUGAAAUAUUCCCAAACUCCUUGAUUCUAAGUGAUCUAUCAUUUUUAAAAAGUAGGGAGGUAACAAGAAUGGCUUCACAUGGAAAUGAAUCUAAAUUCAGGAUGGUGGUACUAAGAAUAUUAGUAAUAUAAUGUAUUGCUUGGUGCAUACAUCUUUUGCCUAAGAUAAGAUGUUUCAUGCAGGAGGCCUUUAUCCUUUCUAAUAGUUUCAAAUAUCUUGAACUCAGUAUCUUAGAUCUCUUCUAUAUUAACUGAAUAGCAUACAUACAUAAUGUUCACCAUACACCAGAUAUUUUUGUAUUUCCAUUAUCUUACUCACUUAUUCAGGCUUGUCUGUGAUUAAUGGAAUUGGUGUCAGAUGCUGGAAUUUAUUCUGACCAAUGAACACAGCUGACUCAAGGGAGUACAAUCUCCUGCCAAGUAAUAGAACAAAACCCAAUAUGCAUAAAACAAAUACAAGACUCCAGGCUUUAGCUAAAGGAAGCAACUACCUGUGUAAUAACAAAGCAGCAGAAACUGUUUCUCAUGUGGCUGCAUAUGCAGGCUAUAUAUUCUGUAUGAUAUACAAUUUAGCUUACUGGUUUGCUGUAUUUUUAAACCAAGACUGGAAAUUUUCCUUUGUAAAGAAAGUAAGUUGUAUGAGAUAAUAGCUUGAAUGUUUUGAACAAUGCCAAGAAAUAAAUUAUUUUUGUUUGAAAUUGAA